Molecule: messenger RNA, 3140 nt
Organism: Bursaphelenchus xylophilus (pine wood nematode)
Lineage: Eukaryota; Metazoa; Nematoda; Chromadorea; Rhabditida; Aphelenchoididae
Source: the annotation of a GenBank genome assembly
AUGCAAAGGUCGCUGAAAUGCCGUCUUCCCGAGAAUGGUGCCCCGGCUAUAAAUAUGCCCAAUCUCCGAGUAAUUAGCUUGCAAAUUGUUAAUCAAUGGGAUUAAUUAAGUCGCUGCUUAAUAUUUAUGCUCAUCCCUUUUGGUCGCUUUGUUUUUUAUCCUUUUCUGUUAAUCCCUACUUUCCGCUGGCUUCAUUCCAGUCCUCCUUUUAUGGACAAUACCACCUCAUUCUGUAUGCAAAUCGGGUAUGAUCGUAUCACACUCGUGGUGGAGUGGCCUCAUUACUUUUACGUUAUGAUGCAAAUCCCGAGAAGCGUCCAGAAUGGCUGGGCCGGGGUUUCCUCGGCCCUUAAUCCCUGAACUUUAUGCAUAUCCGCUUCUUUCCCGCUAUGAUGCAGAAGAAUCAGCGCUGAUUCAGGCAGUUGUUGUAAAGUUUGAAACCUUGGCCGUGUAUGUUUUCCCGCGUGUUGAGUCAGGGCCCCGUUACUCAGCCUUGGCCCGUUUCAGACAGUGGCCAUUCCAAGCGUUUCCUCGCCCCGAUCGUCUUCAGCCGAAGUGGAUCAGCCCAGCUCCAGUCAGGACGCAGCUACCGGUGCCAUGCUUUUCCCGCCCGAAGACCUGACCAGUUAUAUGAUGCAGAACAACAACGACCUCAGCGCUUUCUUCCAACAUCAACAGCAGGCGGCCGCGGCUUCCUCGAUUGCGGCCGCCGUUGCUGCUUGCUCAGUGCAAUCGAACAGCAGCGUUGCGGUCACUUCCAGCUGUGCCAAAUCACAGGCUCCGCCUCUUUCGAUGCCGACGGGCAUGUUAAAACCAGCCGGUUUCAACCUGGCGUAAGUUUCCCUUAAUUGUGGGUUAAUCGGCAGGCAGGUAUGAAUAUGGACACAGAUUAUUCUGCGGCCCAUUCGAAUGCCGUAUGUAAUUUUCUCGGUCAUGCACGUAAUAUGUUUACCAUUCUAGGCCCAUCAACGACGUUGACAUGAUGAAACUCCUUCAGAACCCAAAUCUCUUGCCGAAAUCCUUGCCCAGCGGCCUUCCCCCUCAACCCAAUGACCACAACAAACCAAAGCCCAAGGAAGGCAAUCGGCCAACAGUUUCUCCCAUACCGCCCCAACUAAUGAAUGGUAUCUCCUCGUCCCCUUCCCACAUGGUCAAUGGACUGAAACGUCCACAGCCAGGCACCGGACUGCAGACACUGGUGAGAAACCUUACAAUGAACAUCAAUAGAACCCCCUGUUCCUGGCCUAACAAGUGUAACUUUCUUUUUAGCAAGAACAAUUGGUGUCAUCGAUGAAUGGACCUCCACCAGCCAAAAGACAUUCCAUCUCAGCGAUGCCCACUGGCCCCAGUCUUCCACAGAAUGGCCUGAUGAUGUCUGGACCCCAAAUGAACCCUCAACUUGCAGCUGCAGUGGCUGCUCAGCAAAUGAAUUUGAGUAAGAUGAAUAUGUCACAACCAGGGAUGAUGGGAAUGCCCGGAUUAAACGCUCAAUUCAUGCCAAAUCAACGGAUAAAUGGAAACGACGGACCUCAGCCCAAUCUUCUGAAUGUGCCUGGCCCUGCUCAAUUCAAUGCAAUGAAUAUGCAACAACUCCAACAAUUGGUUCUCCAUCAACAAUUGCAACAACAACUGCAACAACAGGCCAAGAACCAGAACCAGGCCAAGUUGAGUGGAACCGCCCAACAUCAUCAGAAUAUCCAACAACAGCAUGCCAACUGGAUGCAGGCAAAGUUCAUGGCGGAACAACAACAGCGAUUGGCACAACAACAGGUAAAGAUGACUGCAGCAGAGAUUUAACAAAAAUUCUGAAUAUUGAUCUUCUUCUAGCCCUUUUUUUGCACACAACAUUCCUGGUGUACUCUGAAAAUCAUCAAAUAUUUGCAAAAAUAAGGGACGACUGAGUGUGCAGUCAUCGAAAUUAAUCUAGUUUGGUUCAAAAUUGGUUUAGGAGAACUGGAUUAAAAGGCCCGUGCACUGAAUGAAAUGUUUCGAAAUUAGUUUUUUGCCCCAAAAACAUGACCCAAAUUGAAUUAUUCGUGCGUCUAAUUUGAUUUGCCUCCACUUUGGACAUAUGGGAAAACAAGGCCGGAAUUAUAUUCAUCAUAAUUAAUGUGGCCAAGACCACAAAGGGCAUCAAAUGCGACAUUAUUUUAUAUCAUAGUCAUAGGGAAAUAAGCAUUAAUCACCGUCUAAUCAUUACUUAUUACAGCAGCAACAACGAAUGAAUGGGCCUUCACCCAUCAUGAAUCAAAUGCAACUCUUGCAACUUAUGCAACAACAAAACCAGCAAGCUCAGAACAAUCCGCUGGCUUCGAAUCCAGCCUUUCUCCAACAACAACAAUUAAUGCAACUCCAGCAACAACAACAAAUUCUCCAAUUACAGCAACAACAGGCACAGCAACAUCACACGGAACAAAGACGUCGCGCACAGACGAUUGGGAAUGCCAGUCAACUGAGUGCGCUCCACAAUCAAAUCCCCUCGAUUACUCUCGGCCAAGGGAUCCCACAACCUUUAGUCCAACAACUCCCGACCUCACUCACCCCCUUCUCUUCACUUACCCCUCAACCACAUCAACCAGCCAUCUCUCCGGCCUUGUCCAACAAUAACAACGAGCAGCCCCAGACUUCUAAUAUUCUUCCGAAUGGAAAUACUCCCGUUGUUUCAUCACCAUCGGCUCCUGUUGAUAACGCAUUAACAAAUCCCCCAACUCUUCAGCCAGAACAAGGAAUGCCAAAUCAGGAAGCUCUUCAGGUAAGACACGAUACAAUUCUAAUAACAUACGUAACUAAGGUUACAACUAAAUAUUUCUUUGUGCUCAUCUAUUUACUUUCAGAAAAUGCUAGCCAGUUGGUCUUCAAUAAUCGACCCUCAGGUCCUUCAACAAUUCCAACAAUUAGCAAACGCCCAGACAGCCGUUAACCAAGGGAAUGGACAGCCUCAAAUCACGAUGACUUCAGCCUCAGAGGUGAUGUCAGAGGGCUCUGUCGCCAGUCUCUUGGCCCCUCAAUCGAGUUCAGUGGAUUCGGCAGCCCCAACUACAAGAGCUGGGUCAACAAAUCCGAACCAACCCGAAGAUUCGGAGAAAAGCGAAAAUGGAUUGGUGAUCGCUGAAGAAGAAGACAACCCGGUGGUCGAUUAA